GUGGUUCUAGUCGGCGGCAACCCUGGCAUCCCCCACUUCUACUGCGACUUCGGUGAGAAGUUGCAGGAGGCCCUCUUUGCACAUGGCCUGGGAGCUACAACGAUAUACUGCCUGGGCUACGUCAACUUCCCGACCACUGCAGAGGGCGCUAGCGCCAGGGAGGAAUCAGGGGCUGCCAGCUUGGACGAGGAGGCUGCAGCGAUCUCGACGGCUCUGGCAUCCCUCCAGGAGCAACAUCGUGGGGCUGGGGUCAUCCUCCUUGGCCAUUCCAUCGGUUCCUGGCUUGUGAUGCAACAUCUGAAGGAAGCAUCCGAUGAGCUCUUGGCCGAGAUCCGGCACGUGGUGCUCGCCAUGCC
Messenger RNA from Symbiodinium necroappetens, 356 nucleotides. NCBI's taxonomy places the organism in Eukaryota, Dinophyceae, Suessiales, Symbiodiniaceae. The record is from the annotation of a GenBank genome assembly.